This is a messenger RNA of Saccoglossus kowalevskii, 858 nucleotides long. RefSeq lists its product as uncharacterized. The record is from RefSeq and is a predicted model, not a curated record. Lineage: Eukaryota; Metazoa; Hemichordata; Enteropneusta; Harrimaniidae.
ACGUGCUGGCGGGGUAUAUGGGUCUUGAUGGAUAACAUCUUACUACCUGAAAAUUUCACAUACUCGACGUGGGCGUCGGUGGUUCUUGGAUAUGCCGUUUUAAUAAUCAUUUAUGCAUUACAAUUCCCUGCUAUGAAUUUAUCCAAGAAAAUAAGAGAGAAAACACAUUGGCUUUUACAACUGACUUUUGAAGGUGCAUUUGUAUAUAUAGCAGGGAUUUCUGUGAUUAGUAUAUGGCGUGGUAUUUGGUAUGUCUACGAUAUUUACAUUCUGCCGGAGGAUCUGGCUGAUAGUUGUUGGAUCACUGUCACCGUAGGCGCUGUUAUUCUGUACGUUAUUCUGGCCGGUAGAAGCCUUGGCGCUAUCGAAUGUCUAGUUGAUGGUAUACCUUCUGAUGGUAGCGGAUUGUAUUUCUUGCACUACCUCAAUGUCCUGAACGCACAAAUAGAUGAACCUGACGUGGAUGACACUAAAGAUGAAGUUGAGCUGAAGACAAGCGAUGUGGCCACACAAACAGCAGAGAUCGAUUUAUAUUUCGACCAAUUUGUAGAAGUAGAAAUUAAUCAAAAUAUAAAGUAUACAUAGACGCCGUCUAUGAAAUACCAUCACUCACUUUUAUUUCGCUCACUGCCUUAGAUUUCAUGAAAUACAAAAAAAAUAUUUUUACAAAUUAUACGGAUUAAUUCAUGACAUAUCACUAUGCCAUCAGUAUGAAAUAAAAAUUAAAUACCAAUGUAAUGUUCUAAUAAUAUGCUAUGGUUACAAUUCGAAUGGUCGUAUUUGAUGAAAUCUUUUCAACAUAGUGACGUUGUUUUUAUAUCGUAUAGCUACAGCUAAGAUGGUGUGUUUUAAUAAUCG